Messenger RNA from Danio aesculapii, 1305 nucleotides. Its product is annotated as neoverrucotoxin subunit alpha-like. The record is from RefSeq and is a predicted model, not a curated record. The coding region runs from base 26 to 754 and encodes 242 amino acids. Gene Ontology annotation, molecular function: protein binding. The transcript has 3 exons. Lineage: Eukaryota; Metazoa; Chordata; Actinopteri; Cypriniformes; Danionidae.
CUGUGUUUGUAGAUUGUCUGGCUGUAUGGUGACAGAGGAAGGCUGUGGUUUUCUGUCUUCAGCUCUGACUUCAAACCCCUCACACCUGAGAGAGCUGGAUCUGAGCUACAAUCAUCCAGGAGAUUCAGGAGUCAAGCUGCUCUCUGAACAACUGGAGGAUCCAAACUACACACUGGACAAACUCAAUCUGGAUCAUGGAGGAGAGCAGAGGAUUACAGCAGGACUGCACAAAUAUGCCUGUUUACUCACACUGGAUCCAAACACAGCAAACACCAAACUCAUUCUGUCUGGGGAGAACAGAGAUAUGAAGUGUGUGAGAGAGAAACAGUCGUAUCCUCGUCAUCCAGACAGAUUUGAUGAUUGUCCUCAGGUGUUGUGCAGGGAGAGUGUGUGUGGACGCUGUUACUGGGAGAUUGACUGGAGUGGAGAUGUGGAUAUAUCAGUGUCAUAUAAAAGCAUCAGGAGGAAGGGAGACAGGACGGAGUGUGAGUUUGGAAACAAUGCUCAGUCCUGGAGUUUGAGCUGUGAUUCCUCCAGUUUCUCGUUCUGGUACAAUAACAUAAAGACUGUUCUCCCAGUAAAGUGGAUCAGACAUAGAAUAGGCGUGUUUGUGGAUCACAGUGCAGGAACUCUGAUCUUCUACAACAUCUAUAGAGACACAAUGAGCCUCAUCCACUCAGUCCAGACCACAUUCACUGAGCCGCUCUAUGCUGGGUUUUGGGCUGAUUAUGGAUCAUCAGUGAAACUGUGUUGAAGACUGAGAGACUGAGAAGAGAUUUACACAUAAUCCUCAGCAGGAUCAGUCAGUAGCAGUGAGAUGAUCUGGAGUCUCGUUUGUGUGUGUGUGGGAAUGAAAAUUAUUAUCAUAUGCAUUUCGUCACCUUAGAAUUAUAAGGUUCUAUCUGACAUUUUUGUCAAAAUUGAGUUACUCACAUAGUCUUAUUAAAUUACAUCUUAUUUACAUUAUGUGAUGUUUUUUUAUAACUUGUUUACAUUUUAGGACUUUUUAUUUAAAAAACAAAAAAGGUUUUAUAUAAAAAGUUGAACUCUAGCUUGGCUCUGUCAUUUCUCCAGAAUGCUCUAUUGACAGCGGCAAAGACCAGAAAGAAACACAAAAUCAGAGUUGACUAAUUAAUGAUGCACUACACAAAAUUGAGAUGAAACCUGAAAAGAUGUGUGUCUAUGUGAUGAUUUAGAAGCAUUUUUUGAAAUUAACAUGACAUGUUACAUUUUACAUAAUAACAGUUAUUAAAAUAUUGUAUAUAUUAAAUGUAAAAUAUAUUUUUAUUUGUGUGUGUGUGUGUG